Chrysochloris asiatica (Cape golden mole) is the source of this 694-nucleotide messenger RNA. RefSeq names its product copper metabolism (Murr1) domain containing 1 (gene COMMD1). The record is from RefSeq and is a predicted model, not a curated record. The transcript is spliced from 3 exons. Lineage: Eukaryota; Metazoa; Chordata; Mammalia; Afrosoricida; Chrysochloridae. Gene Ontology annotation, biological process: positive regulation of protein ubiquitination; copper ion homeostasis; regulation of proteasomal ubiquitin-dependent protein catabolic process. The coding region runs from base 1 to 567 and encodes 188 amino acids. Gene Ontology annotation, cellular component: endosome.
AUGGCGGGCGAGCUUGAGAGCAGCAAAUCUCUAAGCGGGCUGCUAAGCGGUCUGGCCCAGGACGCCUUCCAUGGGCACCAGGGAAUCACGGAGGAGUUGCUGAGGAGCCAGCUCUACCCAGAGGUGCCUCCCGAGGAGUUUCGCCCCUUCCUGGCGAAGAUGAGGGGGAUACUUAAGUCUAUUGCAUCUGCAGACAUGGAUUUCAAUCAGCUGGAGGCAUUCUUGACUGCUCACACCAAAAAGCAAGGUGGGAUCACAACUGACCAGGCUGCUGUCAUUUCCAAAUUCUGGAAGAGCCACAAGACGAAGAUUCGAGAGAGCCUCAUGAACCAGAGCCGCUGGGACAAUGGGCUUCGAAGCUUGAGCUGGAGAGUCGAUGGCAAGUCACAAUCAAGGCACUCUGCUCAAAUACACAGCCCUGUUGCCAUAGUGGAGCUGGAAUUAGGGAAAAGUGGACAGGAAUCUGAGUUUCUUUGUUUGGAAUUUGAUGAAGUCAAGGUCAAUCAACUCCUGAAGAAGCUCUCAGAGGUAGAAGAAAGUAUCAGCACACUGAUGCAGCCAGCGUAACUGAAGAUGACGUUGGAAGGAGUUGGAGUUAUUGAAGCGAAGGUUUCUGCGUUUCCUUCCUCCUAAUCUUUUAUUCUUGUGUCUCCAUUGGCAUUAAAUCCUCAAAUUAAAAUCUUGCCUGCCUCUA